CUUCCUGUGAGAGGCAGCUGGUGGGGGAGUGUGCCUUGAAUCCCUCAGCCCUCACAUCUGGGAGCCAGAGACAGGAAAGAGCCCAUCUUUGUAGCAGAACCAUUUCCCACAGGUCCAAAUCCUGCACCUGCCAGGCUCUAGCUGUGGGCUUCCCGCCACAUUCUGUCCUUUGAGAGCCUAAGUGUCCUCUUUAUACAUGAUCUUCUUUGGAAAUGUGGAGGGUGUGGGUGUCCAUGCCUGGCACAUAGAAGGAGCUCAAACAUGGUGAUUGGGGAGGUGGUGGAUUUCGUCAGGUGUGGCAGUUUAUCUCCAGAAGGCACGUAAUGGCUGCAAACUGAUAGCCAGAUUCUGGGCAUAAAUAGAUACGUACUCUUGGCCUCUAUGGCGUUGGGGUAAGAAAAAUAUUAGUUGCUAACAUUUGUAAAUGAGGUGAUUUCACAGGAAGAAGAAAUCCAUAUUUCAGGUUUAUUUCUGGAAACAAUCAGAAGUCUGGCAGGAAUCAGGUGCUGCAAGAAGCAGCUGUCCUGUCACAGGCAGCGGAGGAGGAGGAAGAGAUGGACCCCCCGGACUCGGCCUCGAGGGUCUUCUGUAGCCGCAUCCUGAGCAUGGUGAAUGCAGACGAUGUCAACGCCAUCAUCCUGGCCCAGAAGAACAUGCUGGACCGCUUUGAGAAGACAAACGAGAUGCUGCUCAACUUCAACAACCUGUCAAGUGCCCGCCUGCAGCAGAUGAGCGAGCGCUUUCUGCACCACACAAGGACCCUGGUGGAGAUGAAACGGGACCUGGACAGCAUCUUCCGCAGGAUCAGGACUUCUCUCAAGAGGAAAAUGAGAUUGCCAGGUUUUGCGGGUCCUUCUCAAGCUGGUUUCCAUGAGGACAGAGAAAGACGGUGUCCAAGUCCCCAGCCACAUAGAAUGCUUGACACGGCCCCCGGAGCUCCUAUCACCACUACUGCCGUUAACAACUGCUGCUGGGGCGCCGAGGCCUGGAACAAGCUGGCACUACAGCUGUGUUUCUGGCUGACUGUGCCGCUUCUUCUUUUCCGGGGGCAGCCGCAUCUGCUGGCAGAGCAGGUGCCACAGAUUGAGGGCAACAUGUUUCCUUGGAGCAUGCUCUGUGCAGAAAUCACAAGGCAGGCCGGAUAAAUCCUUUAUCAAAGCGUAUCUUUUCUGGGGCAUCUCACCAGGCUGGUUGCCCACGUGUGGUGUUGCAGGGGUGGGAGUAGAGUAGGAACCACAAGGGUUGACACCUUUUGUGUGUAUCUGUGUCACUCAGGAAGGAGAUAAGUGUGUCCACCCAGGCAGGGAUGCAGCAGCAGUGGUACUUUGGGGGGGACAGUGCUGGCUGGCCAUAGUCAAGGGUGAGAGACUGCUCUGAAGAGCCUUUUGUAAUUCUUUGUAAACAGAACUGCGUUACUUCAGGUAAAAAGGAAAAACCAGGUUAAAAAGGGAAGCAGGUGCUUCUCUGUGAAGCUCAGUUUAGUGAGUGCCAGUGUUCGGUGUUUGGGGUGUGGAUAGUCAACACUCCUGGCCCCCACAGACAUCCUCACCCCGGGGAUGGAGAGACAGGCUAGGACAAGUCACCCAGAGGAGUGCCUGUUGAGGCAAGGGGAAGGGAAGCUUCCUGGAAGGUUGUUCCAGUAGAAGAGGUUUAGACAUGAGGCAUUGCAGGUAGAGGGCCCAGCCAGCACGCAGAGCCAGCACCAAGGACACGCAGAAGUUGGGUGACAGCUGGGUAGCUGCCAUCCGUCCUGGGGGUGGGAGGUCCACUGGCUGAGCGCCCAGUCCUACCUCCAGCCCUGGAGCAGAGUAUGACAAGCAGUGACGGGGAGGUUCCUGGCCUGCACCGGGCCCAGCCUGCACACUCUGCAGGUUCAGCCCUGUGUGCCUUCCCU
Molecule: messenger RNA, 1894 nt
Organism: Lagenorhynchus albirostris (white-beaked dolphin)
Lineage: Eukaryota; Metazoa; Chordata; Mammalia; Artiodactyla; Delphinidae
Gene: KXD1
Product: KxDL motif containing 1
Exons: 4
Coding region: 555-1145 (196 amino acids)
Biological process (GO): lysosome localization
Cellular component (GO): BORC complex
Source: RefSeq, a predicted model, not a curated record